This is a messenger RNA of Pomacea canaliculata, 3550 nucleotides long. Its product is annotated as endoplasmic reticulum chaperone BiP-like. Gene Ontology annotation, cellular component: cytoplasm; endoplasmic reticulum chaperone complex; endoplasmic reticulum lumen. The record is from RefSeq and is a predicted model, not a curated record. Gene Ontology annotation, molecular function: heat shock protein binding; ATP-dependent protein folding chaperone; ATP binding. The coding region runs from base 521 to 2512 and encodes 663 amino acids. NCBI's taxonomy places the organism in Eukaryota, Metazoa, Mollusca, Gastropoda, Architaenioglossa, Ampullariidae. Gene Ontology annotation, biological process: protein refolding; endoplasmic reticulum unfolded protein response; cellular response to unfolded protein. The transcript has 8 exons.
GAUCGAGAGAGAACUAGGGGCGGGGUGGCGUUCGAGUUCAGAGCACGCGCUGUUCCACCACGUCACUCUUACGUUUAGACUUGCAUCAUUACUUUGUGCGACGUGUCCUUACUGCUUCUUUAUCGGGAAUGGCGACCAUUACGUCAGCUAAUUGCGUGAUUCCAUUUUCUUCACAGCCAAUCGUCGUAUGCCACGACUGUGACUUGACCAGCAAACUGAUGUAACCACUAUGAUAAAUAUCUGUGGGUGAGGAUUCCUAGUCAAUUACGACGAGCCUUACAAUCAAGAAUAAAAUACUUCCUCCAACAAGCGGACGACAGUCUUCAGUUUGCUGUACGACGCUGAUCAAUCUCAAGCCACACAGUGCGCUCAGUCUAUUUUCGAGACUUUAAAAAUUCCCACGCUAGCUGUCAAAGUACAACUAUACAGAGGAAAAGUUUGCUACCAGAGUAUAUAGAGGGAGUACACCUAAAUCGACCGUACAACGCUGAACGAAAACAAGGCACAGAGGUUAGAGGUCAUGGCGAGAUCGCUCCCUAUCAUGGUCCUCUGUCUGGCAAUGCUGGUGGCUCUGUACGGGCCUACGCUGAGCCUCGGGUCUGUAAACGCUGGUGAGGAGGGUCCAGUGAUCGGCAUAGACCUCGGGACUACAUAUUCUUGUGUCGGAAUAUACAAACAGGGCCAGGUUGAAAUAAUUCCGAAUGAAUUUGGAAACCGCAUUACACCCUCUUACGUGGCCUUCACCUCGGAAGGUCAGAGACUGGUGGGCGACGCAGCUAAAAACCAGUUGACUUCUAACCCCGAGAACACGGUGUACGACAUCAAGCGUCUCAUUGGGCGUUCGUGGGAUGAUCCAGCUGUGCAGAAGGACAUCAAGAACUACCCGUUUAAGGUGGUCAACCGAAACAACAGACCAGCCAUCCAGGUCACGAUUAGUGGGGAAACAAAGACCUUUACGCCCGAGGAGAUCUCGGCCAUGGUUCUGAGCAAGAUGAAGGCUGUGGCUGAAGACUACCUCGGUCAGAACGUCACUCGGGCUGUGGUGACAGUCCCCGCCUACUUCAACGACGCCCAGCGACGAGCUACGGAGGAUGCUGGCAAGAUUGCGGGCUUGAAUGUCUUGAGGAUCUUGAACGAACCAACCGCCGCUUCCUUGGCUUACGGUCUGAACAAAAAAGAUGAACAGACGGUUCUGGUUUUCGACCUGGGAGGAGGCACCUUUGAUGUUUCUGUUCUUACUAUCGAUAACGGCGUGUUUGAAGUCCUCUCCACUGCAGGAGACACUCACUUGGGCGGUGAAGAUUUCGACCAGCGACUCGUCGAUCACGUGACGAAGCUGAUCAAGAGAAAGACCGGACGUGAUGUCACUGGGGACAAGCACGCCAUGACGCGCCUCAAGCGAGCUGCGGAGAAAGCCAAGCGUGAACUAUCGUUCAACCACGCGGCGCGAGUCGACCUGGACGGCGUGCUGGGUGACGUCAGCGGCAUGGAUGACAUCACGGUGACGCGCGCCAAGCUCGAGGAGCUCAAUGCGGACCUGUUUCGCUCGACGCUGCUCACCGUGCAGCAGGCCCUCGCCGACAGCGGCAAGGACAAGAGUGAAAUCGAUGACAUCGUACUGGUGGGUGGAUCCACCCGCAUACCACGUGUACAAACGCUCGUGAAAGAGUACUUCAAUGGCAAGGAGCCGCACCGUGGAAUCAACCCUGAUGAAGCCGUGGCAUACGGCGCGGCGGUUCAGGCGGCGGUACUGAGUCAACAACCGAUGGAGGAGGACGUGCUCAUUAUGGACGUCAACGCCCUGACGCUGGGCAUCGAGACGGUUGGGGGUGUGAUGACGCAGCUCAUUCCUCGCGGUACUACCAUCCCUGUCAGCAGAUCCAAGAUCUUUUCGACUGCCGCUGACAACCAGCCAGCUGUCACCAUUCAGGUGUUCGAAGGAGAGCGGACACGGACGAAGGACAAUCACCUGCUAGGCACGUUCGACUUGACAGGGCUGCCGCCUGCCCCUCGGGGAAUCCCUCAGAUCGAAGUCACCUUCCAGGUGGACGCGAACGGCGUGCUGCGCGUGACUGCGUUGGACAAAGGGACCGGCAAACAGAACGCCAUCACCAUUGAGAGCACUGCCGAGGGUUUGAGACCCGAGGACAUCAAGCGCAUGGUCCAAGACGCCGAGGACUUUGCCGAGGAGGACCGGAAGUUCCAAGAGCUGACGGAAGCUCGAAACAGCCUUGAGGGGCUGGCCUACAGUGCCAAACGACAAGUCGAGGACCUGAAGAAGAAAAUGGAGGAGGACUCCACUGUCAGCGCCGAAGACCUAGAAAAGGCCGACAAAGUAGUGCAUGAUGUCAUUCACUGGCUAGACACCAAUCCCGACGCCGCCGUCAAGGAACUAAACGAGAAAAAGUCUGAGCUGGAAAGUGCGUUGCACCCACUAGCGGACUCCAUGUACAGAAAGUCUGAAAACGGAGAGGAGACAACCAUGCACGAACAUGAGUCAGAUGAGUUGUAGAAGGUGGAUUUCAAAGUAAACGAUGAAUCGUUAUUUUCGCGCUUCGUCUGAUAAUGAAAGUUAACGUGAUUUUUUAAAUAUUAUUUUUGUAUCUGAAAUGGAUGUAAUGUUUCUGUAGUUUUAUUACUUGUCUGAAAACUGAUAUCCAUACAUUUCCGUCAUGUUUGUCCAAAAUUGAUAGUCAUGUAAUUUUGAUCACUUGCGCGGAAUUAAAGUUAAUGUAUUUUUAUCGUUAAUCUAAUAUAGGUACAUAGGUUGUAGUAAACAUUAAUUUGUAUAUUAGGCCUAGUUUAGAUGCCCUCUAGCACCUAGUUUCUAGCAUCUAGAGUUAGAACAUGAGACUUUAUUAUGUCGGGCGCGAAUUUAUGUUUUAAAUAUUGUGAAAGUUCAUAAAGGACAAAUCACGUUAAUGUUACAUAAAUAUACCUGAGGAUAGUUCAGUAUCGUCUUCUGGGAUACAAGUUUAUGAACAUUUAUGAAUCCUGAUAACUUGCUGUGAUACUUUUGACUGUAGAAAUCCAUUUUCAUAAUGACAUUUUAUAUAUAGUCACAUCAAAAAUAACACUCAUACAACAUUGCAUUGCAUUUGCUAUGGUGUGUCAGACGACAAACAGGCAAAGCAGAACUGUCUUUCAUUGCUUGCAUUGGCUUCAUAAAAAAAAAUCUUCAGAAAACACCCAGUGUUCGCAUGUCGCAGACUAUGAGUUUUGAAAGAAAAAGUAAUAGACAGGGGAGUUUCAGAUGAAACAGUUCGCUUUUUUGGUCACUUUUAUAUCGUUAUCUCUUGUUGCUCUUUCUAUUAUUGAUGGUAUUAAUGGAGAAAUAAUUUUUUAUGACAUCUCUCUGAUUGUAUAAACACAUUUUCGAAGACAUUGAAUUUUGUGUAGGAGGAGAAAGGAGAGUGGUUUGAGGUCACGUGUUUUCGAGUAUAUGUGUGUUUAAUCGUCAAUAUCUACACGUAUUGCAAAGGCAAGUAAUUGAGAAUUCCAACUUUUCAUUCUUUUAUUCAUGUUUACCAUGAUCAAUCCAUAUUUACGC